AACCACCGCCAGACUCUCUGCCCCCUCUACUUAUACCACGUUUUGCGUGAUAUUGAACUAUCACCCCUUGUGGAUUCAAGGUAUACUCAGCAAGUCAAGAUCGAUGGCGGCUAAGCUGAUUGAUCGGAAGUUCCACAACGUCCCAGGGAGGCUACGCGUGGCCGAGCUGUUCUUUGACGUUCCUCUCAAUUACACCAAGCCUAAUGAGGGUACUUUGAGACUUUUUGCUCGGAGCGUUCGGCGUCUAGUUACCCCUGUCGAGCCUAAUACCGGCAACAAUGACGACAAGCAGCUCCCAUGGUUGGUCUACUUGCAGGGUGGCCCGGGGUUCGGAUGUCGUCCGCCCCAGGAAAUCGGCUGGAUAAGUACCGUUCUUGAUAAGGGCUACCAAGUUCUGUUUCUGGACCAGCGUGGAACUGGCCUCAGCUCGACCAUCACGGCGAGCACACUUGCACGACAGGGCAAUGCAGUCAAGCAGGCGGAAUACCUGAAGCACUUCCGUGCCGACAACAUCGUCCGUGACUGUGAGGCCGUCCGUCGCUGUCUCACGACAGACUUUCCCGAAGACAAGCGCAAGUGGAGUGUCAUUGGCCAGAGCUUCGGAGGCUUCUGCAUUACAUCCUACCUUUCCAUGUUUCCGGAAGGUCUGUCUGAGGCUUUCAUCUGCGGUGGACUGCCUCCUCUCGUCAGCGACCCGGACCCUGUCUAUGCACGCACAUACGAAAAGGUCCUUGAGAGAAACAAGGCGUACUAUGCCAAGUUCCCCGAAGAUGUCGACCGGGUCAAGCAAAUCGUUCAGUAUCUGAAAGACAACGAGGUUGCGCUGCCUUCCGGCAAGCUCAGCCCCGAACGUUUCCAGCAAUUGGGUAUUGCCUUCGGAAUGCACGGUGGUCUUGACAGCAUACACGAUCUUGUACUGCGCGCCUGGAGCGACCUGGACGUGCUCGGCUUCCUCACCCACCCGACCCUGACCUCGAUCGACAGUCACGGCGGCAUGGACAACAACGUCAUCUAUGCCAUUCUCCACGAGGCUAUCUACUGCCAGGGACAAGCAUCCAACUGGUCCGCAGACAGAUACCGUGCUUCCAACACAAACUUCCACAUCGACACGACUCUGCCCGAGAUCCUCUUCACCGGCGAAAUGGUCUACAAGGACAUGUUCGACUCGUACACGGAGCUCAAACAGAUCAAAGAGGCAGCCGACAUCCUCGCGUCGACCAACGACUGGCCGCAGCUCUACGACGAAGCCCAGCUGGCGCGGAACGAGGUCCCCGUCUACGCGGCUACGUACCUCGAUGACAUGUACGUGCACUUCGACCACGCGCAGAACACGGCCGCCAAGAUCAAGGGCAUCAAGCAGUUCAUCACGAAUACCAUGUACCACAAUGCGAUCCGCGCGAAGUCGGAUGAGGUGUUCCAGCAGCUGUUUGCUAUGCGGGAGGAUACCAUUGACUAGGCUGGGUUGGAGAAAGGCUAGUGGAUUAUAGUUAUCUAGGGCUCUAUUGCUGGGCUCUCCUCCACGAUAGCAGGCG
This is a messenger RNA of Aspergillus homomorphus CBS 101889, 1532 nucleotides long. Its product is annotated as proline iminopeptidase. The transcript is spliced from 9 exons. Gene Ontology annotation, biological process: proteolysis. Lineage: Eukaryota; Fungi; Ascomycota; Eurotiomycetes; Eurotiales; Aspergillaceae. Gene Ontology annotation, molecular function: peptidase activity. The record is from RefSeq and is a predicted model, not a curated record. Bases 104 to 1456 code for a protein of 450 amino acids.